Molecule: messenger RNA, 1440 nt
Organism: [Torrubiella] hemipterigena
Lineage: Eukaryota; Fungi; Ascomycota; Sordariomycetes; Hypocreales; Clavicipitaceae
Source: the annotation of a GenBank genome assembly
AUGGCUACCAUAAAUUUCGAGUCGUACCUGGGCAACGUCAUCAACAACCAGAUUGUCCCGACAGCAACUACCCGCCACUCCAAGAAUCCAGCAACGGGCCAGCCUCUCUGGGAAGUCCCCGUAGCGUCAAAAAAAGAUCUCGAUGAUGCUGUCGGCCAUGCACGUGAAGCAUUCAAGGCCUGGUCCAAGACUAGUCAUGAAGAGCGAUCAAAAUUGAUGGUAGCCUUUGCCGAGGCCAUUGAGAAGCAUACCCCCGAGCUCAUCAACCUGCUCACCACUGAGCAGGGCAAGCCGCAUGCUGUCUCUGGCAUGGAGCUCAGCAUGACUGCCACUUGGCUCAAGACAUUUGCUACCAUGGAGGUCAAGGAUGAAGUACUGCAGGAUGACGACGAAAAGACAAUCUACGCCACGUUCCCACCCAUCGGUGUCUGCGGUGCCAUUGUUCCGUGGAACUGGCCCAUUCUCCUUGGUCUUGGAAAGGUUGGCCCCGCCCUAAUGACUGGUAAUACCAUCAUUAUGAAGCCGUCACCAUUCACGCCAUACUGCGACCUCAAACUCGGUGAGAUCGGUGCUUCCAUCUUCCCCCCUGGCGUAUUCCAAGUGCUCAGUGGAGACGACAGCCUCGGUCCAUGGAUGUCAGAACACCCGGGUAUUGACAUGAUCACUUUUACCGGCUCAACCGCUACCGGUAAAAAGGUUGCCGCAAGUUGUGCUAAAACCCUAAAGCGCGUGCUUCUGGAGCUUGGUGGCAACGAUGCGGCCAUUGUCUGUGAAGAUGCCGACAUUUCCAAGAGCAUGCCCAAGAUUGCAACACUUGCCUUUAUAAACUCGGGUCAAAUUUGCAUGUGUGUGAAGCGCAUCUAUGUCCACGAGAAGAUUUACGACGACUUCAAGGCUGCCAUGGUUGAUUUUACCAAGAAUAACAUCAAGUCUGGCGCCGGUACUGAGGAGGGUGUCACUGUUGCUCCUAUCCAAAACGAGAACCAAUUCAACUUGGUGAAGCAAAUUUAUGCCGACGUCGACCAGCGAGGCUACAAUGUUGCGCUACCCGGCAAGGUUGUCGAAGGAAAAGGAUACCUUAUCGAGCCUCAAAUCGUGGACAACCCUCCUGAUGACUCCAUUAUUGUCAAGGAAGAGCCUUUUGGUCCUAUAGUGCCUCUCCUCAAAUGGUCAGACGAUCAAGAAGUCAUUGGCCGCGCCAACAGCCUGCCUACGGCCCUGGGUGCAUCCGUAUGGGGCAAGGAUCUUGCGCGUGCUGAAAAGAUGGCUCGCCAGCUCAGCGCCGGCAGUGUCUGGGUGAAUUCACACUUUGACGUGGCUCCCAAUGUCCCCUUUGGCGGUCACAAGGAGAGUGGUUGGGGUAUGGAAUGGGGCAUGGAAGGAUUCAAACAGUAUACGAACUCCACGAGCCUGUGGGUUUGGAAGAAGGUCAUGGAAUAA